Molecule: messenger RNA, 1716 nt
Organism: Ambispora gerdemannii
Lineage: Eukaryota; Fungi; Glomeromycota; Glomeromycetes; Archaeosporales; Ambisporaceae
Source: the annotation of a GenBank genome assembly
ACAAUUGAGGAAUUGCAAACCGUACAUUUACGUAAAGUGAGCCAGUAUGAAUUUGCACGACAUAUGCAGGAAUCGAUACCAGUUAUGCAAAACAAUAUAAAAGAUGCAGUAACGAGAGAAAUGAAAGAAUGGUUAUUCAAAGUAAGAGAAGUAUCUUCAAAAGUUGGAAAACUAGCCAUUGAACAAUUAAACUUACGACAAGAGCGAUGGAAGCAAAAAGUAGUAAAGAAUAAAGGUUUAGCGUCUGCUCCUGUUAAUUCUCCUAUUGAAUUGGCAAUGAACGAAGAAAAUGAAUUUAAUGUUGUAAAUAAUGAUCAAGUACAAAUUGAUUUCAAACCACUUUAUCAGUGUCUUCACAUCUAUGAAGAACUUGGCAAAAGAAAUGAAUUUAAAGCAAAUUACGAAGAAGAUAGAAGGGCGCAAGCAAACUUAGUCCUAUCAGCAACCUUCACGUUAAAAGACGGCGAAAUUCGAGGAUUCGAAUCGUUUCUCGAUGAGAUUGCCGGAUUUUUCGUGAUCGAGCACAUUAUCGUACAAUCGACACACAAUUUUCGGUCACAACGCGAAGUAGACAUUCUCUGGGAUAGUGUUACCACAAAAGUGAUAAAAAUGGUGUCGAAUGCGUUACGUGAAUGUCAUAAUCCGGAAUUGUUUGUAAAGAUUAAACAUUAUCUGACCAGUUAUAUUCAAACAUUUGAGACUAUAUUGGACGAUGAUUAUAUGCCUAUGAUUGUAAAUGCACCCGAAGAAUAUGAAGCUGUUGUGGACGCUUGUUGGUUUAAAGAUGAUCAACGUGUUAACGCGAUUCGUUUCCCGAGAACUUUGCCGUUUUCUCAAGCUUAUCCAUCCUGUUGUCUUGACAUAAAAAAUUUUGUCGAUCAAUUUUACGAUUUCGCUGAGGACGCUUCUCGAAAACACAAUUAUCUUGAUGACAUUUUAAAAGAGGCUUUGGAUGCUUUACUGAUAGAACAUGUUAACGGUGUUCUAUUAGGUAAACUGCAAAGCACAAAUCUUACACAAAUAGUUCAGAUUAUCAUUAAUUUGGAAUACUUUGAAAAUAUGUGUGCGGAAUUGGAAAAAUUAUUGAAAGAUCGGAGGUCGAUACAUCGUGGCGGUAGGAUACAAUUAAACGCGUCAAAUGAAUUUCAUCAAACGCGUACAAAGGCAGAAAAAAGAAUUUUUGAGUUGGUCAAUUCGAAAAUUGAUGAUUUCUUGGAGUUAGCAGAUUAUGAUUGGGCACCAAGCGUCGCUCAAUCUCAACCAAGUUCUUUUCUACAAGAUAUGGUUGGCUUUUUGACGACCGUCAUUAGUUCAACGCUGUACAAUCUACCAGACUUGAUUCUUAGUCCCGAGGUAAAAAAGCUAAAUGUGAAUGGAAUUACUAACUUCGAUACGGAUGUCCGAUUUUUGGAGCAAUUUGCUCAAGGACUUGAUAAUCCUAAUAUAGCGGAUGCAUUUAUGGAAUUGAGACAGUGUGAAAAUAUGGAGGAAUAUUUGACGUCAUCCACGCGUAACAAAAAGUAUUCACGUAUAAAACCUGCGGAUGUUGUGAACCUUAUCGAGAAAAUGUUAAAAGACCAAUCAGUGAUAUCGUUAAGUCCUUCAGAACGUUCCAGAAAACGUGGAAUGGAAACAGUCUUACGAUCGCUGAAGCCUGAUGGUGUUGAUUCACUUGUCGGGUCUCUGUUUACUAUGCCUGCUGUUUUCCGAACAUAA